AUGGAUGAAAUGAAAGAUAAGUUCAAAGGUUUCAUGAAGAAAGUAUCUUCUUCCCCAUCUUCUUCUGGUAAAUUCAAGGGCCAAGGUCGUGUCUUGGGCGGUGGUGAUUCUACUCCUCAAUCAUCUUCAGGACCUACUAAUCCUCUCCAUGCCCGUUAUUCUCAACCUGUUAAUUCAAAUCCAAAACCUAAGCCAAACCCAUCUUCCUCCCUCACUUCUUCUUCAAAUUCCAAGCCUUUGCCUGAAGAAAGAUCCAAUCUUGAUCAAAACAAACCCACUUCUGUCUACAAACCCACAAAUGGGUUCGACCGAUUUGACUCAUUCAUCACUACUGGCAAAAGAUCUCAAAAUGGGUAUUCGUUGAAUGUGUUUGAGUGCCCAAUUUGCGGGCGGUCGUAUCCAUCAGAAGAAGAGGUCUCUAUACAUGUAGAAACCUGUUUCAAUAACAGUGAUGCUAAUAGUUCAGUUGAAAGUCAUGAUCGUGUUGUUGGUGAUGGUAAUGUGGGAGAAGAGUCUAGUAGGAGUGACUUGGAGAUUUGUGUUAGUGCAUAUGUGUCAGGGAAGCCACCGGAGGGAUCGGUGGAGGUCGUGCUUAGACUAUUGAGAAACGUUGUCAAGGAGCCCGAGAAUGCAAAGUUUAGAAGGAUUAGAAUGGGGAACCCAAAGAUAAGAGAGGCAGUGACUGAGGUUGCUGGAGGGGUUGAGCUAUUGGAGAUUGUUGGGUUUGGAUUGAAGGAGGAGGAUGGAGAAAUGUGGGCCAUCAUGGAGCAGGUUCCUGAGGGAGAGAGGAAUGGUUUGAUUAAUAAGGUAAUUAGGUUGUUAGAACCAAGAAAGGAGGAGCAGGAAGAGCCGAGGGCUGAGGAUAAGCCUUUUGUCACACCAGCUGAGACAGAGGAACAGGUUGAGCCAAAAAAGAUUGACAGGCAGUUAGGUUGUGUGCCACUUUCUGUAGCCAUAUUGUAUAGAGCUGAAAAAGAAGCUGACACGAGGAAGAAAAAGAUUGCCGAAUCUCAGCUUUUGAUCCCUAAGUCUUACAGAGAAAAGCAAGCAAAAGCUGCCAGGAAGAGAUACACAAGGACUAUUAUCCGUAUCCAGUUUCCUGAUGGAGUAGUUCUUCAAGGUAUCUUUGCUCCUUGGGAAUCAACAACUGCUCUCUAUGAGUUUGUGAGCACGACGCUUAAGGACCCUGGUUUGGAGUUUGAGCUGUUACAUCCUGUAGUGAUCAAACGGAGGGUGAUCCCUCGUUUUCCUGCAGCAGGGGAGAGAACCAUUACACUUGAUGCUGAAGAUUUGGUUCCCUCGUCUCUCAUCAAGUUCAGACCAAUUGAAACUGAUUCAUCUGUUUUUACAGGGCUCCGUAAUGAACUCCUUGAGAUUAGUGAACCACUGAAUUGA
Molecule: messenger RNA, 1395 nt
Organism: Dovyalis caffra
Lineage: Eukaryota; Viridiplantae; Streptophyta; Magnoliopsida; Malpighiales; Salicaceae
Source: the annotation of a GenBank genome assembly